Messenger RNA from Cryphonectria parasitica EP155, 444 nucleotides. RefSeq lists its product as uncharacterized. The transcript is spliced from 3 exons. Bases 1 to 444 code for a protein of 147 amino acids. Lineage: Eukaryota; Fungi; Ascomycota; Sordariomycetes; Diaporthales; Cryphonectriaceae. The record is from RefSeq and is a predicted model, not a curated record.
AUGGGCUCCUGGUACCAGAAGCAGUUCACCCUCCCCAGCAAGAGCCGCGGGUCCUACCUCAUCACCGACCACGUCGUCAGCUCGCUGCCCGAGAUCAAGAAUUACAAGGUCGGGCUGCUGAACCUCUUCAUCCAGCACACGAGCUGCGCGCUCUCGCUGAACGAGAACUGGGACGACGAUGUGCGCGCCGACAUGAGCGAUGCGCUGGACCGCAUAGCCCCAGAGGCCGGUGCCAAGGGGGAGGAGCUAUAUCGACACUCUGCUGAGGGACCGGACGACAUGCCAGCUCAUAUCAAGUCUGCACUUAUCGGCGCGAGUGUCACGAUACCGAUCCGGGACGGCAAACUUGCAACAGGCACUUGGCAGGGAAUAUGGUACUUGGAGUUUCGGGCGAUGAAGCAUCAACGGCGUGUUGUCGCAACCAUCCAAGGAGAGAAGGCAUAG